Manihot esculenta (cassava) is the source of this 1493-nucleotide messenger RNA. Its product is annotated as rho-N domain-containing protein 1, chloroplastic. Lineage: Eukaryota; Viridiplantae; Streptophyta; Magnoliopsida; Malpighiales; Euphorbiaceae. The transcript is spliced from 2 exons. The coding region runs from base 115 to 1263 and encodes 382 amino acids. The record is from RefSeq and is a predicted model, not a curated record. Gene Ontology annotation, biological process: DNA-templated transcription termination.
CCUUAUCAAUUGCCUAUAUAAUUUAUUUAAGCAAACAAAAAUUACUGCAACCACCCCCGAAAAUGCAAAGCCGCCAUUAAUCUACUCUCAAGCUCAAGCCCAAGCUCGACUGCAAUGUCCCAAGCAGUCCAUCUCAUCGCUAAGAACCUUCCAGGUUGUGGACCUUCAGAAGGCUGGUAUCUCCCUUGUUCAGGAAUUUCUGGGAAAGCAGUUGCUGUAUCCCAUUCUUUUUCUCAUGGUAGUCACAGAAUUCAUUCACACAUCAAGUUUGGGUCAAUAAAAUGUGCUGCUGGGGCAUCAUCUUUUGUAUGCAGAGCAAGUUCAGGUGGUCCUAGAAGAAACUCAGACUUCUCCAAGCAAAGCAAACAAGGUUUCUCCCGAAACAGGAACAGACCAAAUGAAGAGAGAGACAGCUUUGAGAAUCUUGAUGAAUCUGAUUUGUUAAGUUCAAAGAAUGGGCCAUUGCUUUCCUUUUCAAAUACCCCAAAGUUCCAAUCUACUGCAGCCCCAGGGCCAAGAGAGAAGGAGAUUGUUGAACUAUUCAGGAAGGUACAGGCUCGGCUGCGUGAAAGAGCUGCAGUCAAAGAAGAGAAGAAGGUUGAAACCUCCAAAGGAAAAGGUAAAGAGAGUGAAACUGUGGAUUCCCUUCUUAAGCUGCUGAGGAAACACUCAAUUGAGCAAGGGAAGAAGAAAGUCAGCAGUCAAGACUUUGCUGUGGACCAGCAGGAACAGAGGGGAUCGCAUAGUGAGGGUAAAAGCAAAGUUUUCCUUAAUCGUAAUAACAAAGAAAGGAGUGGAGUCCUCGAACCUAAUUCCUCUUCUUUUACCAGACCACCAUCAAAUUUUCGACGCAAGUCUCCAGUUCCUCGAGGGAAAUUCCAGCCCGUUUAUUCAAAUGAGGAUCCUGCUAAUUCUACACCUUAUUUAAAUUUAAAUGGUGAGGAAAAGAAGAAACUUGAGGAGAUUCCUGAUGCUGUCCAGCAGACAGAACUGGAGGCAGAGGAGGCUGAGUUGGAAUUGGAGCAGGAGCCAGAGUCCUCUUUCCCCAAUGGGGAUGUAUUCAAUGAGUUAUCUGAAGAGGAGUCUUCAAAUAUUAUUGAUGCGGAGGCGGACAGUGAUAUACAAGAGGAGAUUGAACAUGAGGAUUUGAGUUCAUUGAAGUUGCCAGAGUUGAGAGCAAUUGCAAAGUCUCGUGGUGUAAAAGGGUUUUCAAAGAUGAAGAAAAGCGAGUUAGUGGAGUUGCUAAGUGGUGGCGUAGUCUGAUUAAAGAUUAAGGAGAGAGAGCCAAGUCACUAGAACCGAGUUCAGAUAGUUUUUUUUUUCCCUCCAUCUUUUAAUACUCUUUUUGUUCUGUUGUUUCCCGUUCAUGAUUCCAUGUUAUAUUUUUUAACCCUUCAAAUUCUCUUAGAUGUUACACUUAGCUGGUGAGAAUUUUGUUGGAACUAAAAUGGGAACUGAAACCGAGAGUUCCUGCUUUCUUCUUUUUGCCAAAA